GGUGCAUAGGCUUCUUCUCUAUAUAAUGAAGACCACAUGACCACUACUUCAACCUACUUGAUUUGAGGUAGAGAAAGAGAGAGAUAGAGAGAGACCAAGAGAAAGAGAUGUCUCAAAUAAUAGAAGAGGUGAGGUCCAAGGCAGUGGUUUACACUGGAGAUGAAAUUGGACAAGAGAAAUGUAAGUUUGUGUUAACAGAAGUUGGUUUACCAAAUGGGUUAUUACCAUUGAGAGAUAUAAUAGAAUGUGGGCAUGUAGAGGAAACUGGAUUUGUAUGGUUAAAACAAAAGAAGAAGACCGAACACAGGUUUGAAAAGGUUGGGAGCUUAGUCUCUUAUGCCUCUGAAGUCACUGCUUAUGUUGAGAAAAAUAGAAUCAGAAAACUUACCGGUGUCAAAGCAAGAGAGCUCUUGCUUUGGGUUACUUUAACUGAAAUAUAUGUUGAUGAUCCCCCUACCGGGAAGAUUACGUUCAAAAGCUCUCUUGGUCUUUCAAAGCAACAGCCUACUGCUGCUUUUCAGAUUGAAGAUGUGAAAGAAGAUGCAAAGGGAGUGAAGGAAGUGAAGGAAAUGAAGGAAGAAGUGAAGGCUUGAGAACUGAUCUGCAUCUGGCUUUGUUGGUUUUACUGAUCAACUUUCAUGUUCUACGUUGUCGUUUUAUCUUUAUUUCAUGUUUUCAGUUUUUAUGCAUUCCUCUGGCUGAUGCUAGUUAGUAGUGUUUGAUGCAAAAUAUUAAUGUUUAUGAAGUUGAAGUACUACGAGUUCAUCUUUUGCUUUUC
Molecule: messenger RNA, 778 nt
Organism: Papaver somniferum (opium poppy)
Lineage: Eukaryota; Viridiplantae; Streptophyta; Magnoliopsida; Ranunculales; Papaveraceae
Exons: 1
Coding region: 108-593 (161 amino acids)
Source: RefSeq, a predicted model, not a curated record